AUGAAUCGCUUAACAGCUGAUAAGAGCGUCAUUGACUUCUGGAAACAGAACAAACAAUUGCCGCUAAUGAAGGAACUCGCAUUCGAUACUCUAAACUUUAGAGUUAGACUAAAAAAUUUAAGCUGGAAGCUUAAAGAAGCUCAUCUUUUUGGGCUUCGGAAGCGGAAGCUUAGAGAAGCUCAUCUUUUUGAGAAGCCGAAGCGGAAGCUUGGAAGCUUUUUCAGAAUUCUGGGAAGCCGAAGCGGAAGCUUGGAAGCUUUUUCAGAAUUCUGA
Messenger RNA from Clunio marinus, 273 nucleotides. The record is from the annotation of a GenBank genome assembly. Lineage: Eukaryota; Metazoa; Arthropoda; Insecta; Diptera; Chironomidae.